AAGAGGCCCCUGGAAGGCCCCCUGAAGGAGGAGCUGGAAAGGGCUCUUGCCAGGGCUGAGAGAUUCACCCAGGAGUACAACAGCCUGCUAAAACGAUUCGAAGAAGAGAUGUUCAAUACCUCUAGUGUGCUGGACCUGUUCAACAAGCAAUUCGGCUGGGUGUCCUCUCUAGCGAACCACACCAAAAAUGAAGAUGGCUUCUUUAAAAUACAGGCUGUGAUGUCAAAAAGCUCUGAUAACGCAGAGAACCCAGGAGACACUAAAGUGUCAGUCAAACUGUUUGACGGGCCAGAUAUGAGCUUCACAGUGCCAGGAGACAUUCCUUGGAGCGACCCGAAAUUCUCAGAGGUGGUGGCACAGGAGGCUUUGGAUCGUUACAAACAGAACACUGUGGUCACAAACUAAACAUUCUGGAGGGCCGGCACUUCUGGUGAAGAAAAGAUAUUCUCUGAGAAAACUGUUGAGAAGAUG
This is a messenger RNA of Sinocyclocheilus grahami, 471 nucleotides long. Its product is annotated as clusterin-like. Gene Ontology annotation, molecular function: misfolded protein binding. Lineage: Eukaryota; Metazoa; Chordata; Actinopteri; Cypriniformes; Cyprinidae. The coding region runs from base 109 to 405 and encodes 98 amino acids. The transcript is spliced from 3 exons. The record is from RefSeq and is a predicted model, not a curated record. Gene Ontology annotation, cellular component: nucleus.